This is a messenger RNA of Dicentrarchus labrax (European seabass), 1417 nucleotides long. Its product is annotated as elongin-B. Bases 90 to 449 code for a protein of 119 amino acids. NCBI's taxonomy places the organism in Eukaryota, Metazoa, Chordata, Actinopteri, Moronidae. The record is from RefSeq and is a predicted model, not a curated record. The transcript has 4 exons. Gene Ontology annotation, molecular function: protein binding. Gene Ontology annotation, biological process: transcription elongation by RNA polymerase II. Gene Ontology annotation, cellular component: VCB complex; elongin complex.
AUUACGCAAUAUCCGCAAGCGGUGCAGUCUGGGGUUCUGCUGCACAACACAGGGCUGGCGACACUGGCUAGCUUAGCUGACCACUUGAAAUGGACGUGUUCUUAAUGAUCCGGCGUCACAAGACCACAAUCUUCACAGAUGCCAAGGAGUCGACCACUGUCUAUGAGCUGAAGCGCAUUGUUGAGGGAAUUCUUAAGAGAACACCUGAAGACCAGCGGCUUUACAAAGAUGACCAGUUGCUAGAGGACAGCAAAACUCUUGGUGACUGUGGAUUCACCAACCAGACUGCCAGACCUCAAGCCCCAGCUACAGUUGGUCUGGCCUUCCGCAUAAAUGAUGAGAUGUUCGAACAGCUGCACAUCGAGGCCUUUUCCAGCCCCCCAGAACUCCCUGAUGUGAUGAAGCCCCAGGACUCUGGUAGCACUGCCAACGAACAGGCUGUGCAGUGAUGACAGGGGAGAGGAAACGAGCAAUGGAGAGAAGGAUUGAAGUGGGUGUGUGUGGAUUAACUGCAGUGGAGAAGUAGCGGGGUGGAGGAUGUGUAAUAUAUUUUCAGUUGAUGGAUGGGGACGUUGUAGGUAACCAAGCCUAUCCAUGUUACCUUCAUGCUAUCAUCCCAGCAUCCCCCCCCCCCCCCCCUCCAAUUUGCUUCACAAAUCAUCUUUUUUAACUCUUUAUGAUUUCCACGUCACAUGCAGUUCUGCUCCUUGACUUUGCUCUUAAGCACCAACUGGCUCAAGUUUUUUGAGUGAAGAAGUUGGUUUGGAAAAGUAUGAUUGUGUGUAUGCGUGUGUGAGUUAUUAUAAUUAUUAUCAUUAAUAUUUUGGAAAAGGUGAAGACGUAGUUGUGUGUCACAGUGCUCUAGAAGUAACAUGCAUAGGUAAGGAGUCCGGUGUCUGAAUCGGCAAACUGCAUGAACAAGUUCAAAACAAAGGCUUUAUUUCCACAGAAAACAGACACACACACACACACACACACACACACACACACACACACACACACACACACACAACACACACACACACCAUCUUCCACCAAUAAGUUUCCUUGGUCUGAUUCUCCCAGUUUUUUGUACAUUUCUGAUUUGAUUUCAUACCAGGAAUGAAAGUCUUUAAAUAAUAACUGUGUUACGUUUUUUGUCAAUUUGUUUUUCAGUAUGUUUUACUUGUCAGUUUUAUUUUUUUUUUUUUUAUGUUUCAUGCACUGAGACCAAAGGCAGGAACCUCUUUGACAACAGAGGGUUGUUUUUUUUUUUGGUCAUACAGUAUACACAGGAGGAGAGAUUUCUGGUGUUAAAACUGAAGUUUUGAAAAUGCAUACAUCACCAACAUCAAUGUGGCACCUUCCCCUAAUCACACAAACAUAGCCUGUAACUGUGAGCUUGCUUAAUUAAAAGUUUUUCCUGUUUUGUUUUUUA